AGAAAGAAAGGCAACCUUAAAAAAAGGGGGAACAGUUAAAUCCCUCAACUGCUACAUUUCUGGGGAGUUCUCUUGACCUAUAAUAUCAUAAAAUAUUAACAAGCAUUGUUUUUUGGUUUUUUUUUUUUGUUUUCUCUCCCAACGAUAAGAUUAAGAAUCCGAAGUGUUGGUACUGGUGAAUGAAAUAGGAACUUAAAGAAAAAAAAAGCUAAAAGGGUACAGUACAGCCGCAGAGCUGGCUGGCCGUUACAUAUGAUUCUUUGCUUUGUCCUAAAUUUUAUUCACUUUGUAUAAAUAUGAUAAGCACUAAAUCAAAAUGCUCAGUAGGAGCAACGUCAACAUAGCUGGCUGGUGGGGUACAGCAACCCCACAAUACAAACAAACCACAGCUAUGCCCUUUCCUUUCUCUCAUUUCUCAGCCGUUGAUGUUGUUUCCUCUUUCAGUAUAAAAAUAUUAUCUUUAUGUAAAUACGUAGCUAUAUCAUUGCGUUUUUGCACCUCCACUGGGCUGUUUCUCUCUCUCUACCUCUCCCCACCCCUCUCUUCUCUGUGCUGUUGUAUUACCAGCGUGAAUCUGUGACAGGCAGCCCCCAGCCAGAUGUGAUAGAGAUACGAUACAACAAUUGUGCCUCUUUACACCCCAAAAAAGAAAAUUGAAACUGAAUAAAAUUAAAUAAAUUCUUCGUCUUGUCCCUGCGUGUCCUCAUAUAUUAUUAUUUUGGUGGUUGUGGUUGUGCUUGUUGUUAUUAUUCACCUCCUAUUCUGGUCUUUGUUCUAUUUCAAAUUGAGUUCAACUCUGAGAGAAUUGAAUUUGGUCAGCUGGUCACAAUAAAAGAAUAAAAGGCUUCUUAGUUUUCGAGAGCUCUAUGUAUAUGCUGAUGAUUUUGAAUUGGGUUGUUUGGUAAUAAAUCUUGUAGUGUGCUGUCGGCGCAAGGUCACUUUCUGUCGGCAUUGUCUGCAUCCGACGAUUGUACACUGAGAGAGCAUUUCUAAUUAAUUUAAUAAAAGUACAACGGAGAUCGAGAGCGUGGUUCUUCUUCUGGGUUUUCAUUGCUUACAGAGUGUCACCACUGAUCACCACCUUUGAAGAAACACAUUGAUUUGGACCUCGCGAGUCUUGUCUUGUCUUGUUUGUAUCAAAGACAGACAACUGCUUCAUAUGGGGGAAUGUGGAUGAAUCUCGAUUUCGGUGAUGGUGCAUUGGAGCCUAAAUCGAAUCCUCGUUGGUAAAUGAAGCUCUGGCUUUCUGAGAUCCUGCCUCAUCAUUUAUCUGGUAACACAGCUCCUCUGAUUUGGACAAAAAAGUGGCUCUCUGUUCAAUUUAUCAACCACAUGCAGAUAAAAUAUCAGUCAAGGAGGUAUACUAACUGCAUGCCUUCUUCAUUUGCAAUAUGUCACAUCUUCAAUCUGAGCUUGAGUUUCACCGUCAAUAGAUUGUGAUCUUCUGCUACAUGUUGGAUUCCAGGUUCUUAUGUGUAUAGAGUCAGCACAAUAUUGAACAGCAGAAUUGCAGUGAUCCCCAUUAUCAGAUGUCAAGAAAUCUUGCAGCAGCGGUUGGAGGAGCUGCAGGAGCCGUGGCAUUGGUAGGGAUAGUUAUACUACUGAUAUGGUUCUGCCUGUUUCACAAGAGCAGUGUUUCUAGAAAUUCAGAGACAGGGUCCUCUGAACCUUCCCAAGUGGGAAGACAUGGUGGGAUAGAGUUAACAGUAAGAGAUGCUAGGCGUUUUGAGAUUGAAGAACUGUUUCACGCUACAAAAAAUUUCAGUGACAAAAAUCUGAUUGGAGAAGGAAAAUUUGGGGAGGUUUACAGGGGUUUACUUCAUGAUGGAAUGCUUGUAGCCAUCAAAAAGCGCCAUGGAUUUCCUAGUCAGGAAUUUGUAGAUGAGGUACACUUCCUCUCAUCCUUUCAACAUCGAAAUCUUGUAACUCUUUUGGGAUACUGCCAGGAAAACAAUCUACAGUUUCUCAUAUAUGAGUACGUGCCUAAUGGGAGCGUCUCCAGUCACUUGUAUGGAGCUGCUCAACAAUCACGUGAUAAGCUGGAAUUCAAGCAUAGACUUUCCAUAGCUCUGGGUGCAGCUAAAGGUUUGGCUCAUCUUCACUCCUUAAGCCCUCGUUUGGUGCAUAAGGAUUUCAAAACAGCCAAUGUUCUUGUGGAUGAAAACUUCAUUCCUAAGGUUGCAGAUGCAGGGCUUCGCAACAUCCUAGGAAGAGUUGAAAUUGCAGGGCCAUCUUCUCAAGCUGCGGCAGAUGAAAUCUUCCUUGCUCCUGUAUAUAUCUCUCUUGAUUUAGUGAGAGAAUUCAGAACAUAUUCUGAAAAGAGUGAUGUAUACAGUUUUGGGGUAUUUUUGCUGGAACUGUUGAGCGGGAGAGAAGCAACUGAAUCACCAUCUUCAGACUCCAAUCAGAAUCUAGUUGAAUGGGUGCAAAGUAAGCAAGACCCUGGGAUUAUGUCAGGCAUAGUUGACGAAAGAAUGGGAAGCAAUUAUACAGCAGAAGCCAUGGAAGAGUUUAUGUCACUGAUAGUUCCAUGUAUUGACAGUUCAAGUGAGAGACGACCUGCAAUGAGCUAUGUGAUGAUGGAAAUUGAUCGAAUACGUGAGAAAGAAAGAAACUUGACGACAGUGAUGGGAGAAAGAACCCCUAUUGUGACCCUUGGAAGCCAAUUAUUUGAAGCUAAAAAAGAAUAAGGUAUUGUGAUCCUAUUUGUUACAUAUUAUAUAAUCUUCUUUUGAUUAUUGUUCUUUAUUAUUUGUUAUCUGGGUGCCAGAGAAUAGGUAGAUCCAGCUGCUUGACAAGUGUAAAAAGAGCAGUUGGAGUUGCACCGUUUUUAUCUGGGCUAAUAAAUAAUUUUUCUGUUUGUUUUUA
Molecule: messenger RNA, 2868 nt
Organism: Neltuma alba
Lineage: Eukaryota; Viridiplantae; Streptophyta; Magnoliopsida; Fabales; Fabaceae
Product: putative serine/threonine-protein kinase
Exons: 9
Coding region: 1530-2690 (386 amino acids)
Biological process (GO): protein phosphorylation
Molecular function (GO): protein kinase activity; ATP binding
Source: RefSeq, a predicted model, not a curated record